AUGUUUGUUAUAGGUGAUCUUCUUGAAACUGGACAAUUCAUAAUCAAAAUUGAACCGGGUCACUCGGACGAAAAGCAGGACGCGUCCACCAAGACCAGAGCGUCGAAGAAGAAAAUCAAAAAUAAAGACCCGUCUCCGCCGAAACGAAAAAUCAAUAUAGAAAUAGUCGUCAAUAAAGAAGAAACGCAGGCAAGACAGAAAGAAAUGAAGGAACAUCAAUGUAAUAUACAAGAAAUCCUUCUAAACACAAACGCAACACCGAUACGUUGCCACAAAGGUAUUGGCUACACUUGUUGUUUUUGUGAAGACCAGUAUCGAGAUCCUGCCCAUUUGAAAAAGCAUACACUAGAACAACACACACAAGAAGAUAAAGCCAAUUUUAUGAAAGGUUCGCGUAACACGUUACACGGAUACUUCGUUAAACUCGACAUAACAGAUCUAAAGUGCAAUAUAUGUGAUGAAAACAUUGAUAAUGUGGAAGCCAUGAUUGAGCACCUAAAGAAAAUCCACAACAAGAAUCUCUUUCCGAAAUUGAACAGUCACAUCUUACCGUUCAAACUUAGCAAGGACACCCUAAGAUGUUGUGUGUGCUUGAACAUUUUCAACACGUUCAAAGCUUUGCAGGAACACAUGAAUGUGCACUACAGAAAUUACAUAUGCACAGUCUGUGACGCUGGAUUCGUCAAUAAACACAUUCUAUCGAGACACGAGGAGUGUCACAAAAUCGGCGUGUUCACUUGCGGGGAAUGUUCGAGAACUUUCGACACGGCGCGUAAGAAAACGUUACACCAACGGACUAAACACGCGGAGCCAAAACUGCGCAACAAAUGCGGCUACUGUUCGGAAAGGUUCAAAGAGUUCGCACAGAAACUCGAGCAUCUGGUGAAAGUUCACGGAAUAGUGAAACCCACAAUAGAUUGCCAAGUGUGCAACAAGAGUUUCAAGACGAAACACGAGUGGAGGGUCCACACCGCGAGGAUUCACUUAAUGCAGAAAGAUCACAAUUGCACUCUGUGUGAGAUGAGGUUUUACACAAAGCACGAGUUAGAGAAUCAUAUGACGAAGCACACCGGUUUGCGACAGUUCAGAUGUGACGUCUGUUUCAAAUCGUACGGAAGAAAGAGCACUCUCAGAGACCAUAUGCGGAUCCACGCAGAUGACCGCAGAUUCGAAUGUACAAUGUGUGGACAGGCUUUCGUCCAGAAAUGCACGUGGCGUAGUCACAUGCGGUCCAAACAUGGCGAAGAUAUUUAA
Bicyclus anynana (squinting bush brown) is the source of this 1254-nucleotide messenger RNA. RefSeq names its product gastrula zinc finger protein XlCGF26.1-like. Gene Ontology annotation, molecular function: RNA polymerase II cis-regulatory region sequence-specific DNA binding; DNA-binding transcription factor activity. The record is from RefSeq and is a predicted model, not a curated record. Gene Ontology annotation, biological process: regulation of transcription by RNA polymerase II. Bases 1 to 1254 code for a protein of 417 amino acids. The transcript has a single exon. Lineage: Eukaryota; Metazoa; Arthropoda; Insecta; Lepidoptera; Nymphalidae.